Molecule: messenger RNA, 1547 nt
Organism: Hyla sarda
Lineage: Eukaryota; Metazoa; Chordata; Amphibia; Anura; Hylidae
Gene: YJU2
Product: YJU2 splicing factor homolog
Exons: 8
Coding region: 143-1204 (353 amino acids)
Biological process (GO): mRNA splicing, via spliceosome
Cellular component (GO): U2-type catalytic step 1 spliceosome
Source: RefSeq, a predicted model, not a curated record
AUCUUCGAGAAAAUGGCGGCGGCGGCGGCACGAGAACAUUGUAGCAGAAGUUCGCUGGACUAAAGGGAUACGCCCACGAUGACAGGGGCUGGCGCACCGUGAGGUGGAUUCUGUGCGACCAAGAGGAUCUUGAAGAGCAACAAUGUCGGAGCGUAAAGUUUUAAAUAAAUAUUAUCCACCUGAUUUUGAUCCAUCUAAAAUCCCUAAAUUAAAACUUCCCAAAGACCGACAGUAUGUGGUGCGGCUUAUGGCUCCAUUCAAUAUGAGGUGCAAAACAUGUGGAGAGUAUAUAUAUAAAGGGAAAAAAUUCAAUGCCCGGAAGGAAACUGUGCAAAAUGAGCAAUACUUAGGCCUCCCUAUCUUUCGCUUUUAUAUAAAAUGUACACGAUGCUUAGCUGAAAUCACAUUUAAGACAGAUCCAGAAAAUACAGACUAUGCCAUGGAACAUGGUGCUACACGGAAUUUUCAAGCAGAAAAGCUCAUUGAGGAGGAAGAGAAGCGGUUUCAGAAAGAACGUGAAGAAGAGGAGCUAAAUAAUCCCAUGAAGGUCCUUGAAAAUAGGACAAAGGACUCCAAAAUGGAAAUGGAUAUCUUGGAGAAUUUACAAGAAUUGAAAGAGCUAAACCAACGUCAGGCCAGUGUGGACUUUGAGUCUAUGUUAGGUGUCUACAGAGAGACAGAAGAAGAAAUGAAGAAGAGGGAGGAGGAGGAAGAUGAAAAGCAGAUCAGGGAAAUGAUGUCUGAGGCUCAAAAGAGGUGGCUUGUUGAAGACUCUGACUCUGAAGAUGAAAUUACCUCUGAUGAACCUAAGGGAACCAUGACCAUGGGCACAAAACCAACUGAUAUCCUCACUAAGAUCUCUUAUCCCAACAAGAAGCACUGUGGUGAAAAAUCAGAUAAUAAUGGCAGUAAACCAAACAGCCGUAGUCUACUUUCCGGACUUAUAAGAAGAAAAGAAGGUCCUGAAACCAGCAAGAAUUCAGAGGCUAAUCUAAGCCAAUAUCCAGUUUUGACUGCACAGAAAACCACAAAAUCACAGUCUAACCAGGCUGCUGUAUCUCCUUGCACAGACAUGAAGAAUCACUGUGAAAAAGCAUCUCUUAGCUCAGGAAACACCUGUCACACCCAAAUUGCUACUUCUAAUACUGGAGCAUCUUCCUUAUCUUUGUUAGGUGCAUAUUCUGACAGUGAAGACAGCGAGUAGAGAAAAUCGGAGAACAAAGAAAAGUAAAUAGGGAAUAAUCUAGAGCCUAGAGUCACUGAGGACAUGUGUCGGAUUUAUAUACAUACUGCUUUCAUGUACGCUAGUCUGCAAAUUAAUUUCUAUGUAGUAAGGCGUGUUACUGUGUGCCUCUGCUCUAUCUCUCUUUGUAGGAGUGUUUACAUUUCUUCCCCUAUGUGUACAGUUUUAAUGAGUUGUGUUGUAAUUGGUCUGAUAUUAUUUUAAAUUGAGAUUUCUUUUGGUAUUUAUCUUCUACAUUAAACAAUAUUCCAUUUUAUAUUUUAAUAAAAAUGUGAGCAGUGUACAGCCAAUCUACUGUGUUUUC